Molecule: messenger RNA, 4929 nt
Organism: Rhipicephalus sanguineus (brown dog tick)
Lineage: Eukaryota; Metazoa; Arthropoda; Arachnida; Ixodida; Ixodidae
Product: receptor-type tyrosine-protein phosphatase R
Exons: 9
Coding region: 1-975 (324 amino acids)
Biological process (GO): protein dephosphorylation
Molecular function (GO): protein tyrosine phosphatase activity
Source: RefSeq, a predicted model, not a curated record
AUGGCGCAACCGGGCACCGCCAUUUUGGGCUUGCGGGGUUCGAAUGCAUCCCUGACACUGGAUCUGAACAAGGCAAGUCAGAAUGGCAGAAUCAGCCCAAAUGGCGGCAAGGAUAGGUGCCAGGACCCGUAUUUACGGCGAGCGAGUCGACGCCUGACACGUUCCCAACUGCAGGCUUGCCUCUCCAAUGUGACAGCCCUGCACUCAGAGUUUUGGGACAUCCCGAUGAACCACCCUGAGAGGGCUGAAAUCGCUGGUUGUGGGGCCAAGAACAGGUACAGGAGCAUACUGCCAAAUGAACACAGCCGGGUGCGACUGCGUCAUGGUGUGGAGGAGGAGUACAUCAAUGCCAACUACCUGAGUGGCUAUGGGGGCAAGCCUCGUGCCUACAUCGCCACUCAAGGACCCCUGGCCCACACGGUGGCGGACUUCUGGGCCAUGGUGUGGCAGGAGCGGGCCCCAGCCAUUGUCAUGAUCACCAACCUGGUGGAGGAUGCCAAGGUAAAGUGUGAGAAGUACCUGCCAGAAGCGCGUGACGUGUACGGCCCCUUCACAGUGGAGGUGGUUCAGACAUCGGCACGUGACGGGUACACGCUGCGGGAGCUCAUACUUCAGAAAAGUGAGGAGCAGCGGCGGGUGCAGCACCUCUGGUACACGGCGUGGCCCGACCACCGGGCACCGGCUUCACCCACCCAGCUGCUCUCGUUGGCCCUGGAAGUGGAGCAGCUGCAGGCACGUUCCCCGGGACCCAUUGUCGUCCACUGCAGUGCGGGCAUUGGCCGCACUGGCUGCUUUGUGGCCAGCAGCAUUGGCAUCCGGCAGCUGCGAGAGGAGAACAGCGUCGAUGUGUUGGCCAUUGUGUGCGCUCUUCGCAGGGACAGAGGAGGCAUGGUGCAGACGGCCGAGCAGUAUGAGUUUGUCCAUCGAACACUGUGCCUGUUUGAGCGUGAGCUGCCUCACAGAGAUGCCCGUUGAGAUGCUCUUCGGCGGGGCUUGCUUGCAAGGGUGACGAGUUCCUUGCGGGUGGAAAGGACCGUGGGUGCUGUGAGGUGCCAGUUGCGCUUGUGGACCUCCUUCUCCUUCGGCACACCACUGGGUCAGGCACUCGGCUGUUGUCGAAUGCGCCUUUUUGCCAUUUCAGCCACACUCAUCACUAUUUCACUAUUUCCUUUAAUCCCCACGGGUGAGUGUGUGUGCUUCCUUUGCUAUCGAAUGUGUGAACCAGUUGGCAUAAAGAACUUGUCUGGCUGUGCUGGUGCCAUAAGAGUGAUGGUACAAGUGGAAACAUUCAAGCCGAUGGGUCCCCCCUUUUAGAAGUGCUGCCAAGACGAGCAUCCAUCAUCUGCUCUUAUUCACUUGUUGUUCGGUGUCCGGCUGUUUGUGUUGCUGGCUCGUGUGCACUGUUUUUUUUAAAAAGAAGAUGCAACAAGCAUCAACUGACUUUAGUUUCAUUUUGGAUAAGCAGCAAUUCCUGUCCAACCUCAAUACAAUAGACACGGAUAUUAAAUACCAUAUAUGGCGAAGUAACUUUUGACUUCCCAAACUAUAUAUAUUUUGCUGAUACUAGUUUGUGCACUUGUAAUCCAAUUAAGUGAAGAUAUUUCCAUGUCAACAUUGCAACAAAGUUGUGCUCUGUAAAUUCAGGAAAUCGCACUGCAUGACUAGAAUGCAGACAACAUCAGAAUGUUGAGGACAAAAAAGCGUGAGCUGUGUCAUUGGCUGGCAAGGGACACUACUGUCUCACUUGGCCUCUUCCAUUGUCAGUGCCACUUCUGUGUCUCUCAAGUGGUGUCUUACCCAUUCGACCACUGUCUGACAAAUGCAGCCUCUCUCCAAAACUGUUUAAAGGGCCUCAGGUCACUUAGCUUGUGCAUUAUGAAAAAAUGCUGAUCAUUUUCUUCUUCUUAUUCACUUUCUCAGAAUGGCUGGACCACUUUUGGUUAUGCUUUGCAGGGUAAUGUGAUUUGGUUUGCACCAAGUGCAAAAUUGUUGAAAAAGUGUUUCAGCAUACAUGUUUUGUUUGUGUAAAUAAAUGCCCACUUGCGCAUAUGGCAAUGCUACAUAGCUAAUGGCAGGGUUGAUAUCUGAAUUUUUUUUUUCUAAGGUCCCUUUUGAUAGGUAAAAGAGAAUUUCAGUUUUCAGGCGCUAGGCACAGGUUCCAUUUGAAUCACAAGUUUUUCUGCUGUUGUCAAAUAAGGACAUCUCGAAAGGCAAUUUUUGCAGUCUGAUUAGCAAAAAGAGCAGUGAUAUUUAAGUGGUUCAUUUUUGCUUGAACCAUCACAGGGUUGCUUGGGUGUAGCACAUUUGCAUGAAGCAUUUUGCAGUAGCAUUUAUCAGGCUCAUUAAAGUACUUUGUAAUGAAAUGCAUAAUAGGCUGAGGAAUGGCACAUAACUUCAUGCGAACACAAUAGCGAACACAAUAAGAACCCCGAGUGUUGUUUUGUAGAUAGCACCAGGUGUUUCAGCUACACCUAUCUCAGCUUUAAGAUAUCUUUUUAACCAUGAACUCCUUCGGGGCAUAUUUUAGUUGCAGAUGUUGUGCAGUCAUCUGCUGGUAAUUGUGCCAAACUCCAGCUUUUUGUUGAAGGUGUGUUUCUACUACACAAACGUGUGAAGUUGAACAGCCAUGUUAUUUCAGUGUACACUUUUUAUUCAGCAUUUCACAAAUUUGGUUGACCACUGCACUAGGUCAACCUUAGUUGCUCUUUAAGAAGUUUGUGAAAACUAUUUGAUCAGUAAUUACCGUCUACAAAAGUUAAUGUCUGUCCACCAUGAUAAAUCACUGUCAGUAGAAAUUGCCGCUUGCUCUUGAGUUUCUCCUGUUUCUAGUAAUUGGAGUGGUGUUGUUGGAACGCUUCAAAAGUUUUGCUGUUUAUUUACGAGCUUGAAUUUCAAGAUCACUCCAUGAUACUGAGAAGAACCAUGCAUUUUUUUUUGCCCAUGCUAUACACUGUGAAUGUGAACUCUUUUUUUUUUUUGGCUUUGUUUGAAGUACUUGUGUGAUAGCACAACCUUCUUCACUUUUGAAGCAUUCAGGUUUGGCAAAAGUAUUUAAAGGAGUCCUGACACAAAAAUUUUCGCCCCGCGUUUUUUUGCUGCAGUGUGUUGCUGGGGGCCUGUUAAUCAUAACACGGCACAUCGUUCGCUGCAGCGCGCGACAGAUAAUUAAUUACAAGCUCCUCAUUACCGACACAGCCUCAGUUUCGGUUUGACAGAGCUCCAAAAACGACAAGCCGCCGGGUGCAACUAUCACCACCUAGCGAGUGAAACGCUCGGUCACGUGAGCACACAGAACGCUGGCGCAUUUCCGCGCGUUCUGUCGUCGUCGGGCUCAUCAUCGUCUGAUGGCGACGAUUUUCUUGCGGCGGGGAUCGAAGGAAUUUGCGACGUGGCGAAUCACUUCAGGUUUGACCCGCUGGCGAGGAGCGAUUCGUCGGGAAGCGCGUCAAAACAGAAAUGGCGGCUACGACGUCAUCGUAACUUGUACCGGCUGCAACGGUUACGUUGGGGAAGUAGGGGGGUCACCUCGGGUCACCUCCGAGGGUGUCAAUGCACUAGGUGCGGCCUAUAAUGCUGGAUCGCGCUCGCGAAUUUUAAAAUUCAUAUAAAAUACCUUCCAAGCUUUAUUCGCUGUCGAUAUUUUGCAGAUGGUACACGCACGUACACGGGAAUCGAUCCAGCAGCCUAUCUCGGCCGCGAAAUUUUGUGUCAGUACCCCUUUAAUGUUGUGUGACACCGUGUGAGACAGCCAUGUCCAGAACAACACGCAACCGUGAGAUUGUCUGUGUUCACCUUUGUGCUAUGGCCUGUCACUUUAAUUACUGAGAACCGAACCUUUCGUUUGUUAUUUCUUGCACAUCAUGCUAGAAGUGCCAGUUCAUAGAUUUCCAUAAAACCAACACAAUGUGUUGCACAGCCAUUUCUCUUUUUUUUUUUUUUAUCUGCAUUAUGAUUCUGUUUUAUUUGUUCUGUCCACUUGAUGUUUCUGUCAUUGAGGGACUACAUUGUAUCACUGAUUUUGUCCAGUGGCUGAAGGAAACACUGGAAGGAGGUGAGCCUGUCUAAGUAGCUGGUUUUUCUAUGACUGAGGUCAUAUCGAUCACUUUUGGUGACGUUACACAGAUCAGACUAGGCCAGCAGGCAGCUUGCACAAAAGGGAAAGCACGCUUGAAAGUGAUUGGCCGACACUUGUAUCUUGGUGCAUUGCUGAAACGUAACAAAGAAUGCAUCUUGAAGGGCCCCAGAACCACCCAGAGGGCAAAAUGUGGUUGUGGUGUUGCAAUUGUUUGCAACAAACACGUAGCCGUGAGAACGCAUCCGAAUUAUCAGAUCUUCCGAAUUAACGAGCGUUUACUGUACUUCAUUUAAGGGAGUUUAGUGGUUCAGGUUCUGCCACAUGCCUUGGUUUGCAUCACUUAAUAAUCUUACCUCAUUUGUCCCGAAAAAAAAAAAAAAAAGAUAGAAGAAAUGACCAGCUGUGUAGUUGUCUGUAGUGUGGAGAAAUCACACAAACAAUGCUUCCAAGUGUUUUAUUGAGCAAUGCAGAGCCAUUGAUGCAAUCUUGCAGAAUGACAUAAGCAAAAAACAAAGCUGCAAUUAGUGGAAAUUUUUGUUACUUGCUGUCAUGCACGACCACUGUUGCCUUGACAGAGUCUGUUCAUUGUGAUAAAAUUUUGGCAUCAGACUCCAUUCUUACUCUUCAUUAGUUCCUGAAAACAAAAAUUUACAUUUACAGAUAGAAAUCACUUCAAUUGGACAUGUUUGGAGUAGGAUGGCUGUAAUACCUCAUUUUACAUCUGAAGAUCACAACAGGGCUUGUUGCUGAGCUAGUUGGUUCAUAACUUGAGGUAAAACUGUAAUGACGCAAAGAAGACGGGGACGAAGCGAAGACACGCGAAGACGAAGCGACAGACAGACACGCCCGUGUCU